AUGGAGAGGAAAUUAACUCGAGAAGAUUUCAUGCGGAAGAGCUUCCGCGCUCCGAGAUUGUCCCAAACACCAGAGGCUCAGUCGCCGACUGUUAACGGGGCUCCCCCACCGUCCCCAGUUUCACUAGCAAUGUUAGAAAGAACCCCUCAAGCGUCAAAGGCUAAAUAUGAAGGCGCGUCAACCGGCAUAGCACCCAAGCGCUUAGAACUGAACAGAGCUCAUCCGAUACAUCUGAAAUCGUUCCAAACCCCAGACCCUCCAGACGAAAAUGGCCCAACGCCCCCAUCCGACGACGUUCUACGCAAACUUGAAAGACAGAUCGGGGAAAUGGAACGCGGACUGGAACGCGCCCAGAAUGGGAACGUAGAGGUUGACGAACGGGUGAGAUACGCCGAGCAUGAGAACUUGUUACGAACUGGGGUCUCUUCGGUUGGUGGUGGAGGUUAUCUACCCACAGAUUCUGAUACGGAACACGAUGUGGUUCCAUUCAACAGAAACGAAACUACGCGAAGUAGUACAGGGGGUACCGCUCCUGCUACCCGUCCUGCCACUAGACUCGCACGAACACAUUCCGACACCCAACAGCAUAAUGUUGCCGCUACAGCGAGACUGAUGAGGAAGUUGGCUGAUGGCGGUACUAAAGACGAAAAAACCAAGGUGAUUUCGCGCAAAGCGAUACAAGCGCGCAUGGAACGCGUUAAGAAUUCGGUUGUGGGAACGAAACACGAGCACCGAGUGCUGGCAGAGCAUAAAGCGGAGCCUCUCCCGUCGCGGACACCAACGUCUCCUGUCUCGCCCAGGUCUUCCGUUCAGAGCGCGUCGGAGUCGUCGGCGGGCGCGGGUGGCGGGGGCUCCGCUGGCGGCAGUGCGAGGGUUUCCUCCCGGUCAAGGACUUCAGAGGAACCCCAUAUUGGCAAGUACAAACUCCUGAAGACAAUCGGUAAGGGGAACUUCGCGAAGGUGAAACUAGCGAAGCAUGUACCCACUGGGAAAGAGGUCGCGAUCAAGAUCAUCGACAAGACCCAACUCAACCCUGGCUCGUUACAGAAGCUGUUCAGAGAGGUACGGAUAAUGAAAAUGCUGGACCACCCGAACAUUGUAAAACUGUUCCAAGUGAUCGAGACAGAGAAGACGUUAUAUCUCGUAAUGGAAUAUGCGUCUGGUGGCGAAGUGUUCGACUACCUAGUACUACACGGCCGUAUGAAGGAGAAGGAAGCGCGAGCCAAGUUCCGUCAGAUUGUCUCCGCAGUACAGUAUUGCCAUCAGAAGCGGAUCAUACACAGGGAUCUCAAGGCUGAAAAUCUUCUACUGGAUGGCGAAAUGAACAUCAAAAUAGCAGACUUCGGUUUCUCGAAUGAGUUCACACCUGGCUCAAAGCUGGACACUUUCUGCGGCAGUCCACCUUACGCGGCGCCGGAACUGUUCCAAGGCAAGAAGUACGACGGUCCGGAAGUGGAUGUUUGGUCGUUGGGUGUGAUUCUGUAUACAUUGGUAUCAGGAUCACUACCGUUCGACGGCUCUACAUUGAGGGAAUUGAGGGAAAGGGUACUUCGUGGCAAAUAUAGAAUACCGUUCUACAUGUCGACGGAUUGUGAAAACCUCCUUAAGAAGUUCCUGGUACUGAACCCGGCGAAGCGAGCCUCUCUGGAAAACAUAAUGCGGGACAAGUGGAUGAACACGGGAUACGAGGAAGACGAGCUCAGACCCUACAUCGAACCCCAGCAGGACUUCAAGGACCAUAAACGGAUAGAGGCGCUAGUGUGCUUAGGCUACAAUAGACAAGAGAUCGAGUAUUCACUGGCCGAAGCGAAAUACGACGAUGUCUUCGCUACCUAUUUACUGCUGGGAAGGAAAAGCACCGAUCCGGAGUCAGACGGGAGUCGGUCGGGAUCGUCGCUGUCUCUGCGCAACACGGCCGCGCCUCAGCCUCAGCAGCAACAGACCAACUCGCACGCCGGCGCGUGCGGGUCGCCCAUGCACCGCGGCGUGCAGCGCAGCAUCUCGGCCUCCGCGCGCCCCGCCGCCUCGCGCCGCGCCUCCUCCGGCGCCGAGGUGCUGCGCGCGCAAGUGGGAACAACAACCAGCGCCGCGAACAACACUACGUCCACCGCGACCACGACCACAUCCAACUUCAAAAGACAGAACACGAUCGAUUCAGCGUCCAUUAAAGAGAACACUGCGCGUAUCGCUCAGAUGCAGGUGCAGAACACGACGCGGCCCAGCAGCGCGCAGCCCAAGCUGGAGCCGCGCUCGCGCACGCUCACCGGCGGCCAGCGCCGCGCCGCGCUCGACGCGCCGCCGCACGCGCACGCCGCGCACCCCGCACACCCCGCGCACCCCGCGCACCCCGCCCACCCCACGCCCGCCAAGCUCUCCCCGCCCAACGACAGCCCCAGUGCAACGCAAGCGGAGACUAAGAACGGGGUGGGGGGAGGGAAUGGGGGUGAGAAGGGGGCAGCGCCCGGCACCGGGGGUGCGGGAUCGGGGGCCUCCGGGGGCAAAACUCACGUGAAAAGCGCCUCCAUUUCGUCCGGCAGUGGGGCCACGCCCCUCAGUGCGGAGCCUUCGCCCCACAACGCAUCCGCGCGAGAUCUAGCGCCGCCGCGCCCAAGCCUGAACUCGAGCUUGUCGGCGGGCGGCGGGACGGGCACGGGCGCGGGCGGUGCUCGGCGUGAGUUCCCCAACCCGCUCGUGUUCCCCAGGAACGUGCCCUCCAGGUCCACCUUUCACUCAGGGCAGACGCGGGCGCGCGGCGCGAGCGCGGGCGGCGCGUACGGCGACGGCGGCUCGCCGCACCAGGCGCGCCCCUCCUUCUUCUCCAAGCUCUCCUCGCGCUUCUCCAAGCGCCUAUCCGUGUUGGGUGAAGCGACUGGACGUCCGAAACCUCGCAUAUUUUCCUCUUUGGACAUACAGCGGAGGCCAUUGGACGGUACCACUCCGAAGCAUGCUGUAGGCGCUAGCCCACAAGCCCUGCUUGGGCAAGGCAACGAGGAGCAAGUCAAGCCGCGCGUGCUUCGCUUCACUUGGAGUAUGAAGACCACUUCAUCACGAGACCCAAACGAGAUAAUGGCUGAGAUUCGAAAGGUGUUAGACGCAAACAACUGUGACUAUGAGCAACGAGAGCGUUUCCUGUUACUGUGCGUGCACGGCGACCCGAACGCGGAUUCGCUGGUGCAGUGGGAGAUCGAAGUGUGCAAGCUGCCCCGGUUGUCACUCAAUGGUGUGAGAUUCAAGCGGAUAUCGGGCACGAGCAUCGGCUUCAAGAACAUCGCGUCAAAGAUCGCGAACGAGCUCAAGCUGUGA
Molecule: messenger RNA, 3303 nt
Organism: Parnassius mnemosyne (clouded apollo)
Lineage: Eukaryota; Metazoa; Arthropoda; Insecta; Lepidoptera; Papilionidae
Source: the annotation of a GenBank genome assembly